AUGAAAGUUAAUGCUACUUUGACUCUGCUGCUGCUUGGCCUGGCAGUUGCAUCGCCUUCCUUGGAACCCAACGGUGAAGAGAGUCUUCAGAGUAUGUCUCAUUCUCUCAUCUCAGGAUAUAUCGUACACAAUGCCAUGGAAAAGAUGGAAAACGCUGCCACCCAGACCACAAGAAACAAAAUGGUUGUUGCCAGGAUUUUAAAUGGGUCUGUUGGGAUUAUGACCCUAACUGCCAUGACUGGGAUUGGAACCGGUGCGAGUGCCCUUCUAAAGACCAUCACUGUCACCCAGACCAUUGGCACGACCACGGCCGUUGCCGGUGUGAUAGGGGCUGGUGGUGCGAUAAUCAUGAUCCUCACUGUGACUGGGAUUGGGGAAGUUGAUGGAUGUGAGUAA
Molecule: messenger RNA, 396 nt
Organism: Aspergillus novofumigatus IBT 16806
Lineage: Eukaryota; Fungi; Ascomycota; Eurotiomycetes; Eurotiales; Aspergillaceae
Exons: 3
Coding region: 1-396 (131 amino acids)
Source: RefSeq, a predicted model, not a curated record